Molecule: messenger RNA, 342 nt
Organism: Paramecium octaurelia
Lineage: Eukaryota; Ciliophora; Oligohymenophorea; Peniculida; Parameciidae
Source: the annotation of a GenBank genome assembly
AUAUUUCAGUAUGUAUAAUAAUGAAAAGUCAGACACAAAAAUAGAAAGAAGGUACCUGAUCAUAUCAAUAAAGUUAAAUGACAGCCGCUUAACCGAAGAAGGUCUUAGUGAAGAAGCCAUAAACUAAUAUUGAUAAAUAGGAAAUAACAUCAGAUUAAUCAGCUAAGCAUGAACAGACUUUAGAUGAUCGUCUUAAAUUAAAGCAAUAAUCAUAUGAGGAAGCAAAAGCUAGAAUACUCUCAAAUUAAACACUCCAAAGAAAUUAAAGAAAAUACAAUUAAGAAUUUCCUCAAUUGUCUAAAUGAAAAAUAUAAAAUAAACAACAAUUCAUCAAUAUUCAUU